UCAAGAAUACAUGCGUAAGAUAUUAGAGAUCUCACCAACCAAAACUCCACUCACCGUUUGCUAUGAUUUCUCUUCUGAAAAAGACCAAAAUGGGAUUUCUUGGACAUGAUGCAUCAAAUCUUAAAGCCCUCGAUUGUACACUAAGGUUAUUUGUCAUUCCCUUGUCUAUUGCCUCCAUAUGGCUUGCUGUCACCAAUCAACAGAAUAAUAGCAGUUAUGGGAAGCUAGAAUUCACCAAUUUCACAGGACUCAAGUACAUGGUUGGGAUUAGUGCUGUAUCAGGUGGAUAUGCUCUGUUUUCCGCUAUAUCUUUGUGGGUCAGGGGUUUAGUGACUAAAGCAUGGUUGUUCUUUGUUUCUGACCAGCUUGUAGCAUACUUAAUGGUCACAUCAUUGGCUGCAAUUUGGGAAAUUCUUUACUUAGCCUACAACGGUGACCAAAAAGUGUCAUGGAGUGAAGCCUGCACUUCUUUUGGAAAAUUCUGCAGUAGAUUGAAGCUGGUUUUGGUUCUUCAUGCCAUCACCCUUUGUUGUUUCCUUCCAUUAGCUCUCAUUUCAGCUUACAGGGUCUUCAGCAGAUUUCAGCCUCCUAGUAAAGACAAUGAAGAAGAAAAAGAAAUCCACUAAUUCAUUACCCCCUCUUUUUAAACUCAAGUGGUGUUAAUUUAUGUUGUUCGAACUCUCCAAAAAAUAAAUAUUGUCGUACCCGUGUUGGAUCCGAACACUCACCUAUCAACAUUAUUGAAGUGUCGGAACAACAUAGGUGUUAAUACUUUUAGUUAAAAAAAAGUCACAUACAUGGAUUGUCCCUUGUGUUAAUAUUGAGUUUGGUGAAUAAAAUUGUUUGUCUUGGUGUGUUUGGUAUGAAUGAAAA
Molecule: messenger RNA, 873 nt
Organism: Solanum dulcamara
Lineage: Eukaryota; Viridiplantae; Streptophyta; Magnoliopsida; Solanales; Solanaceae
Product: CASP-like protein 2D1
Exons: 4
Coding region: 63-626 (187 amino acids)
Source: RefSeq, a predicted model, not a curated record